Coccinella septempunctata (seven-spotted ladybird) is the source of this 8916-nucleotide messenger RNA. Its product is annotated as zinc finger protein 135-like. Gene Ontology annotation, cellular component: nucleus. The record is from RefSeq and is a predicted model, not a curated record. Gene Ontology annotation, biological process: regulation of transcription by RNA polymerase II. Gene Ontology annotation, molecular function: RNA polymerase II cis-regulatory region sequence-specific DNA binding; DNA-binding transcription factor activity. Bases 1516 to 3936 code for a protein of 806 amino acids. The transcript is spliced from 12 exons. NCBI's taxonomy places the organism in Eukaryota, Metazoa, Arthropoda, Insecta, Coleoptera, Coccinellidae.
UCGGGGAAAAGGUUCAGUGCAUAGCUAACUGCGUUUGAAAUCCCUUCAACAUACCCCUUUCACCUAGCCUAAACCUACAGUUAAAUUACGAAAAAAAUUCACACUAAACAAAUUCAACAAAAUUAACCAUUGGAACUCAUAGUACAAAUCAAGCAUUCGUGAUAAAAAGAAUUCGGCAACUAAAUCAGAUAAAAACGCACAUAAAUAAAACGCAGCAGCUAUAGACCAAAACAACAAUUUUCUACAUAAAAUAAAGCUAAGUUUCCAGUACAAUUUUUUUCGCGUGGCUUAUUGUUCAAAAAGGGCAUAUCUGAAAUAACAAAUUUUCGCAACACAUAACGUACGGACUUUUAAAAUAUUGAAACACUGUAUCGGGCAAAAAACAUCACAACAGACUCAAUAUUUCAAAAGUGCCGGUUAAAAAUUCUUUCAAGUAACCUCAAACAUUGAUAAUAAUAAUAAGGGCAAUCUUCCCUCCAGGUUUUUCUUUACACACACUUAGAUAUUUUUAAACAGGGCAACUAAAUAAAGGGCUAAGUUAAUUAACAAUAGAAUAACAACAAUUGACGAUUAAAUAUUGAUUUAAAAGCGAUUACUAUAAUUUGAACGACUCAGUUAAUCUUAACACAAGUUAAUUUCAAACAUUUCGAACUAACUGAAACGUCUGUGAUCUUUAUAUAUAAAAAAGAUAAUAAUUAUUUCGCAGUUUAGGUGUGCAUUUAUCGAAAAAAAUUCUUCAGUUAAAACGAAAAACAUAUUUUUCCAAAUAUACGACUCUUGUGCCUUAUUGUCGGCCUUAAAAACUUCCUAUUAGAAAAGUUUGUAUAUUAUUAAAAAAAUAAUUAAAAAAAAAGAUAAUAAAAAAAUCGAGAAGGAAAUUCGUGGCUUAUUUUGGAAAGUAUCAAAUUGUUAGUAAAAAUUGUUAAAAUUUCCUAAUUGUGACUGAAAACCGACCAUCUUCAUCAUUCCAACCAACCGAAGUACACAUAAUCUCAGGAUUUUCGACUUCAACAGACAACAUCAAGGAUUAACAACCCCCAUUGGACCCUAAGUACACUGGUAUUUAAAAGGGACCAUCACGUUUAUCAUCAGUUGAAAGAAACACAGCUGUUGGUGAAAAAAACAACGAACAAAGACAGACAUAGGAAGAGGUGAUACCAGCACCCCUAAAGCACGAGGCUCAUUCGAAAUCUAGUAGCCAAAGUACAGCGAUCGACGAAAGAAUCGCGCGUGACGUUUCGUACCACAGAAACGUCUCAGGAGAACAGUGCAAUAUAAAGUGCAAAAUUUCCUCGUUGUGAAGAACGUCGCACCGACGGCCUAAAAAUAGGCCAAAAUUCCGAAAUUUUGGACAAUUUCUCGAAAAUCUUCAACACGGAGGAACAGACGCUCAUCAACAAUAUCAAAGUCGAACAUGAGAAUCUUGUAGCGAAGUGGCUGCAGAAUUCCUUCAAAAUUCAAGAGAAUACCGCGCUCGACUUGAGGGCAACGCCUCUGUCGCUACAGAUACCGCCAAUGACAGAGGUGAACAACAGACCGGUAUUCAAGAUGAACAACGACUUCUGGAACCAGGCCAGGGGGCCGCCUCAGAUGAUGGCUCAGAACCUGAGCAACUCCAACCAGAAUUCCCCGGUGCCGGGGAGCGCUAACUCCAUACCGGCCCAUUCGCCAUCUCAGCACAGCACCUCCUCGCAAAACCAGAACCACGUGAUGUCUCAGAACCAGAUGACGAUGCAGCAGCAACAGCAGAACCAGCAGGGUCAGCAGCAGGGCCAGCUGCAGCAGCCGCAGCAAUCCAACACGCCCAAUUCGCACCCGCAGACGCCUCAGAAUGCUCAGCAGAUGACGCCCAACAGUCAGAUGUCGCAGCAGUCCAACAAUCAUCAGCAGCAACAGCAGCAGCAGCCUCAGAACAACGGGCAGAACCAGCAGCACACGCCGCAGAUGGGCAGUCCGAAUACUCAGCAUCACAAUCUGCAGGCGGCGCAUGCGCACGCGCUGGCUCAGCAGCACUUGGCGCAGAUGACUCAGCACCAUCUGGGCAGCGGGCAGAAUUCGCCCGAAAAAUUGCACGAGAAACUGGUCAACGACAUACAGUUGCUCUCCCAACUAACACUGCCGGAUAUGAGUCUCCAAAGGAAUACAUCCUCCUCUUCUAUCAGCGAAAGGACCCUCGAAGAAUGCUGGACAACCCUGCAGCGACUCUUCAUGACGAAGUCGAUGCACAUGCACGCCAGGGAACUGACAGGUAGAUCGGAAGUCAAGCCACACCAGUGCCAGCAGUGUCUGAAGAGUUUCAGCAGCAACCACCAGCUAGUUCAACAUAUUAGAGUCCACACCGGCGAAAAACCGUACAAAUGUUCCUAUUGCGACAGAAGGUUCAAGCAAUUGAGCCAUGUACAGCAACACACAAGACUGCAUACAGGUGAACGUCCCUACAAAUGUCACCUUCCCGACUGCGGCCGAGCCUUCAUCCAGCUCAGCAACCUCCAACAGCACCUUAGGAAUCACGACGCCCAAGUGGAGAGGGCGAAAAAUAGGCCUUUUCACUGUAACAUCUGCGGAAAAGGCUUCGCGACUGAGUCAAGCCUGAGAACUCACACGUCGAAAGUAAGCCAUUGCAUUGGUCGUUUGCAGCAACAUGCAGCUCUUAUCGGAGGACCAAAUGCCACCACCUGUCCGUUGUGCCAUAAGAUGUUCAUCGGCGGCGAAAGCCUUAUGGAGCAUAUGAAACACACCCACAAGGAUCCCAACGCUUCGGGUGUAGCCAUUGACGUCAUCGAUCCUUAUUUAGCGAAGAGAAGGACAGCAAAUCAUCCUUGUCCAGUAUGUGGCAAGCAUUACGUUAACGAAGGAUCUCUGAGGAAGCAUUUGGCUUGCCAUCCGGAAACGUCACAAUUAUCAACCUCUUUGAGAAUGUGGCCAUGCUCAGUGUGUCAAGCCGUUUUCACUCACGAAUCAGGUCUUCUGAGCCAUAUGGAGCACAUGAGGAUGGACCCCAAACAUCAGUUUGCUGCCCAGUAUGUGCUAUCUCGGGCUGCUGCUGAGAGAAGGGAGAGGGAGACUCUUCUAGCAGCUGUGUCGGCAUCUGCUUCAGGCAGUGGUUUGCUUCCGAUGCCUCCGAUGCCUGGUCAAACAGGAGGUAGCCCCAUGUGUGCAUCACCAAGUGCUCACAGUGAUAGUUCAUCAGGCAACGGUAGACUCUCUUCGACUGGAUCCGAUGCUGGUGGACUCAAUAACAACAAUAACAACUGCAACACCAAAUUGGGAGAUAUACUCAGAAGUAAUAAUGGACUCCACCAACAGUACAACGUGGAAGAGCAGCUUCAUAACGCCAACAGGAUGGCGGCUUUGGCGAAUAUGGUUAGCCAAGGCGGUGUACCUCCUGGUCUUGGAUCAGAUCCAGCCUCCAACAUCGCCAACAUAGCUAAUCUGAUGCGAUUAGGGGUGACACAAGCCAACCAGGUGAACAAUAGCAACCCCUCGACGCCGCCGAUCAACAACGACGCGCUGUCAGCUGUCAACGCGUCUGUCAACGCCAUGAACGCGAUGCGAGCCUCGAUGGAAAGCAUAAGGAACAUGGAUCCCAUGAGGUCUUCUGUGAUGGAUUCCCAGCAAUCGCAGCAACAGGAGGCGCUCAGGAUGCAGCAGCACGCAGAGGCUCUCCUGAGGUCCCAAGCGGAGGCGGCCUUGAGGCUUGCCAUGAGCCAGGCCUUGCCCCAGCUUAACCAGCAAGAUAACAGCAAUCCUCUUCGACACAAUGGUAACUAUCAAAGCCAUCAGGGUCAGCCUUCACAGCAGCUCAGUCCUGACCUCACUGAAGCCUUGAGGCUGCAAGAGCAGAGAUUAGAACAGGCCUUAAGGCUGCACGGGAGCGAUCCAAGGUCUCUCGGAUUCUCGCUGAGCGGUCAGCAACAGAAUCAGAACCAGCCGUGAAAUUUCAGCUACUACUGAACGUGUCUUACGUUGAACAUAGAAAUAUAUGAAUACCUGUACAAGUAUGUAUGUAUAUGUACUUAUGUAUAUAUAUUUACAUAGGUUCUUAGAACUGGUUAUUGUUUUCCUCACAUAAUCAUCUCGUUGAACGUUUUUUCUUAACUUUUUUCUAAAUUCACAUAUCCAUAUCAACACAAUCGUCGGUAUACAAGCUAAUCGGAUUGAUGAAUCGAUCGAGAUCAAUGAUAAACAGCCAAAAUUAAGCAUGAAAAUUCAACAUCAAAAUUGAGACACCAAAAAUAAGUUAUAGGGAAGCUUUUCAAUUCCGUCGGCUAAGCAUUAUGAGGCCUUCUCCUUCAAAAUGUCUACCAUUAUUGGUUUUCCUUUUUGAAGAGGUUCCCUUAUUAUUCUACCUUUACUCCUUCACAAAAUAAAUUGAGUCAGAAUUUUUACUUGCACUGAAUUAUUUCUUGUUUCUGUUUAAUAUUUUUAUUAAUUUUUUGUAGUCGAAACAUUUUCUUCUCGUUUUUUAAAAUGAUAAUUCCGUCCUUGCUCUUCAUUUAAAUUUUGUGGAAUAAGUGGAAUACGAUUCCUGAAUAGCUUGUAUACAUGUUCAAAAAGAAAUAAAAAUAAAACUAAACAGAAUGUGCCAAAUAGAUCAAACUUGAUUAGACGUUCGACUCGUUCAGUUUCACUCAAUGACUAAGUCAUUAUCAAUUAUACAAAUCGCACUUCGAAAGUGCAGAAAUCAUUUUGAAAGGAACGAUAAAAUUUGUAUAGUAUAAGUGUUGAAAAUUUAUACCUCACGGUAUAAUAUACUUAAGAAAUAGGUUAGGAUACUGUAAAUAUAUACAAAAAUUGAGAAUGGUGAGCGAGAGUGCGAGUAUAUUAUUUAGAUAGAUGUUAAUAGGUACGUCUUUUUUUGCAACAUCAAAAUUUUUUCUGUGAUUUAUUUUCGAGAAUUAAAAGCAAUAAAACUGAAUAAUUUUAGUUGGGAUCUUUGAGACUCGUUUAUCAUCAACAAUUAGAUUAGGUCGAGGAUAAACGAGACAUCACAAAGAUCCCACUGUUGAAUGCAAUUAAAAUACUGUGAUUAGAGAAAAUAUAUAAACUUGAUUUUUUAUUUUUUUUUGUCAAUUCGAUAACGUGGCAAUUUCCUGAUAAAAUUGCUUUUUUGUUACUAGCGAGUACAAAGGGGAUAAAGUGUUCCUUUUUGAGUUUUUAAUAAUGCGAGUAUGUUCGAGAGAGUGUGUAUAUUUUAUUUUUUCAUAUAUAUAGAACUUUGAAAACAGAGUACUUACAACAGAAUUUAUAUAUACAGAGAAUGUGAAUAUGUAAAAAAUAUUUUUCCUUUGGAAAUUUAACAAAUUUAUAGGAAAUUUUUUUAAUUUCGAACAAACCUAUGUCUGAAAACUAUCAAUUUUUACGAACUACAUUGUUUCGAUAUCUCGAAAUUCAACCGAUUGUAUAUAUCGUAUAAAUAUAUUGUAAAUAAAGCACAACAACAUUGAAAAAUAUUUUUGAGGCAAAAAUCGAUUUGGGAACGUAUUUUGAAAAAUUCAUCAGUUUCGGUCUUCAACAUUAAUUUCUGUAUAUAUUCUGAAAAUACUCAGUUGAGCGUACUCCACAAUACUUGCAAUAGUCAUUUAUAGCCAAUAGUUGAAAAAAUACAAUAGAUACAGGAUAGCAGUCUCUGCUAUGAUUUUCCCUCAAAAGUGACGAAGAAGUGACAUAUUACUCAGAGUAAAUAACACAGUUUUCAUUCGUGAAAGAUUGAUUUUUGGACGGAAUACAAGGUGAACUUAUAGCUCUUAGAUAUUUGGCGAGAAAAUUCAACAACCAAGUGAGUUUCACUAUUUUCGGCGUAACAAUCAUAAUUAUAAUAUAUUCAGAGCGGGUUUCCGAGAUAUUCAUGAAAAUUUCACAGCAUAUUCGGGUGAUUUACAGGUCAUUAUUCACGCCUGUCAAACGUGAAAGAAUAUCCUCGAAAUCACCAUUUUACCACCAAACGCGACAACAAUGCGGUUUUUUUGGAAACCGCGACAAACUCUACCGAUGAUGACGCCAUAAUAAAAUACAUGAAAAAAAUAAUAAGAAAUAGCCCAGUUGCACAGAGUGCUUCAAACAUUUUGCCCACUAUAAUAACAACCGUUAUUAUCCUUCAAAAAUUAUACAAUAGCCCAAUCAAGGCUCGGUUCCUAGGGGGGCGGGCGCGUGCGCAGCCCUCGUCGGAGUCGAGCGUUGAAUUCAAAUUUUUAGCAAGCCCUUGGGGGGGUCUGCCCAGGCCCCCUCCACAACCAGUGUAUUUUACAUAAAUAUUCGAGUCUAAAUGCCCGAACGGACAAAUAUUUAUUGUAAAAUUACAACAAAACAAAUUUUUUUUGCAAUAGCCCACAAUACAUGUGCAAAUCUGCACGCGUUUUCAAUGUUCAAACCAGAUUUUUUUUAACUACAUUUUUCCUUGUUUCAAUCAACCGACUGAAGGUGUUUCGUUCUCAAAGCAAGAAGGGACUCAAAAAAAAUAUGCUGUAGGCCGUGUAUCCUCUGUAACCGCUUGAUAUGCAGCUUUUAACAUAGUUAUUUUCGAUACUUUAUCGAUGGCUUCUAUGAAACACGACAAUAUUCAUUUGAACUCAAGUUUCCAACUAUUUUCAUGUCUCCUGAAUCUUCUCUACUAGGUGUUUCAUGAUUUCUAUAUUUGUAGUGUAUUGUAUGUUCCCCCAGCUUUGCCAGGUAAGCUUGUUAGAGCAUAUAAAACUAAGAAAAGCCCUUCUUGUGAACAACAUCCAAUCGGUUGUCGAUCUUAAAAUUUUUUCUUUGCAAUAGUCAAAACGCAUGAGUGUUCUUAUGCUAUACAAAAAAUCCGGUAUACCACACUUAUGUUCAAGUUUUUCCAACUUUGCAUGGAAAAUUCCGCAUUUCCAAUUUUCAUUGCAGAGUUUACCUUCGUUGAUUACAAUAAUAUAUUCAGAAUUCAUAAUAUACAAAAUUAACGGAUACAGGUUAAUGAAAAAAAAAAAAUACAUCGCCAAAAUUCAUAGCAGUUACAUUACCACACUUAUAAUUUUUAUUUAUGUUUAACCUUCAGUUACUCUUUGAUAGCGUGACAGUUGAGAGAACAUUUUUGGUCCGUUUUAUCUUAAUUCGAACAAAUCGACACAUGAACUUAAAAACUAGGAAAUCUAAAAGUCACUUUUGGGAAACACAAAACAUUUCGGCAAUUCCAGAUAUUCAAAAUCUUUCAAAAUCAAACCGAUCACAUUCGGCCAUCCACUUACUCAUAGUAAACCCAAAUAGUUAAUAAUAUAAAUGUUAGUUGUGUUAUAUUGCAAUUUUUUAAUGUUAAGUUGUGUUUUUUCGUAUACGUCAUACUGUAAGUUAACGCAUCGUACAACAUUGCUCUUGUAUACUUGAAUCUGUACACUAUUUCGGAACUGACUGUAUCUCAACCAUCCAACAUCAUUUUAUGACUCCAAAACAAAAACAAAUUAAUAAACAUUUCAAUCAAAUUUUUCUUGUUGUAUGGUUUGAUGGAGAUAUUCCUCAAUAAAAAAACCAUAGAUGCUGUCUGAUGUUAAAGUUGAUAUUGCUCAAACCUUAUCACGUACAUAGCGCAGAUAAAUAGUUAAAUGUUUCUUGUUAAAAUCGAUGUAGCUGCAAUAGAUGAAUACAAGUUUUUGUUGAUUGUAUCCGAAGCAAUAUCAACUGAUAUUUAGUUUCAAGUAUGCAAAGUUGGUUCGAGACAAAAAGUUGACACUUUCAGUUCAAUACAACAAAACCAAACAUAUCUGAAGAAAAAACGAAAAUAAACAAUGUUGUGCGAAACCUAUAUAUUCAGUUUUACUGAUAUAUCCGAUGAAUAUUGGAUUUUAUAGCAUUGUCUUGAGAAUCGUUAUUUAAUAGUUACUUUCGAAGCUCAUGAAAGACAGUUUUAGGUCACUAGGUCGAAUUUCGAUGAAGAAAUCGAAGAUCUGACUCAACCAAUUCAAUAAGCAUCACAGAAUCUAGUCUAGAAGAUGUCAUCUCAAAUGAUAACGAUAAAACUGUAGAUAUCAUACAAAGAACAAAGAAGCGAAAUUGAAAGAAAAGAGAUGAUGAAAUAAAAAAGCAGUGUUUCGCGAAGCAGUCAGAUUUCUUCAAUCCUAAUUUGUCCAGCCUGUUCAAAAAUCAUUGAGGCUCAAAAAUAUUCUAGUUUCCCUAACUGUGAAUGUUGAAACUACAGUUGAAUUUUCUUUUGCUUUAAUGUAUUUAUUGAAUUGUUAUAUAGUUUAAGUUAAUUAGGUGUUGAAAAUAUUCAAUUUGAAGUUUGAUAUUAUUUGAAACGUGCUAACAAAAAUGAAUAUUUUGAACAAGUCUUCUGGAGUUGUUGUAUAUCAAGAGUGUAAUGUUGAAGUAGAUUUAAGUGAGUUAUAUAAUAUUUUUAAUUUUUUACAAUAUUUGCCAUUUUAUUUCUCAUUUGACUGCCAUUUCGAUAGUAACUUAUGCUUUUUUUAAUUAAUGUUUAAGUUCCUAUACAUAUAUUUUUUGAAGAAACUGUAGGUACAUUGCAGAAUUUUCGCGUGAAUGUUGUAUAAAUGGAGAAUUGUUCAACUUGUUAAAUUAUUGUUUUGUAAAUUUGGAAAUCACUCAAUUACAUACACUCGAAAUUGUACAAAAAUUUGUAAAAAUUUAGACAAAUUGAUAUUGAAAAAUUGUACAUUAUAGGGACUAAGGCAAUAUACACGGUGUGUAAUUGACACUUUCCACAAAAGUUUUCGAAAAUUUAGUACUAGUGAAAUUACCUUAUCUGUGAAAAUUGAGGCAUUACAAAUUCGACUUAAAGAAUUAAUUUAUAUGGCACUAGAUCAUCAACAAAUUGUGAAUUAGAUGAAGAAAUUAUGUUAAUGUUUUUGAAGGAAUCAAAAAAAAUCGAAAUUUUGAUGUAUGAUGUAUGUGUGACAAAUGUAUCUAAUAUCUGAAAAUAGCAAAUUGCAAAAAUUA